CCUUAUUUAGAAGCACUGAGCACCUUAAGUUGAAAAUGUAACGUUUCAGGCACUCGCUCCCCGAUGAAACGUACCACAAAUAAAAACAAGAGCGUGUAUCGAAAUUUGGUAGAAGGAAUGUCAGGCAAAAAUACACCGCCCACAAUGAUCAAAGCUGAACAAGGUCUAAACGACGAUCGUCUGAAAACAGAAACGAUCGAAAUGGAAAUCGGAGAAAUAAAGUUCAUCAAACCUGCUGUAUCAAUAGAGUUACAAAAUGUGACAAAUAGUUUGCCCGAAGACAAGAUGCAUUCAUUUGUACGUGCACAAGACACUGGCGACGAAACUACUAGUGAUCAUAAAAAACAUACAAUCAAUAAAACCACACAUUUAGAAUCACACGCAACUGUACGAGGCGUUAAAGAUGAGCUACCGAAUGUAUCGGAAUCGGAUGAUAAGAGGAAUCUUUUAACACUCAACAACAAUCGCAAUGAACUGCAAAAACGGGCAGCUUGUCAUGUCUGUCAGACUAUAAUCAAGCGUAAGAAUGAUACAGUAGAUCACCUUAAAAAUGACUUACUUUAUUCAUGUAACGAUUGCCAUGCGAAAUUUGGACUAAAACAAAAGUCAGCUUGUGCAAACCGCGAAAUACUAUCUGAUUUAAAACCUUUUAUAUGCGACUAUUGUCACAAGAAAUUUGUACAAAAACGUGAUUUAAUUCACCAUAUAAAGAUACACACUGGCGAUAAAAUCUUCUCUUGUUCCCUUUGCAGCUACAAAUGUUCAGUCAAAAGUUAUUUUAAUAGGCACAUGAGACGGCACAAUGGGCUGAAACCCUACUCUUGUGCUUUUUGCAGCUACAAAAGUUUAGUCAAAAGUUAUUUCAAUAGCCACAUGAGACUUCACACUGGGCUGAAAGCUUACUCUUGUAGCCUUUGCAGCUACAAAUGUUCACGCAAACGUUAUUUGAAUAGCCACAUUAGACGUCACACUGGUCUGAAACCUUACUCUUGUAGCCUUUGCAGCUACAAAUGUUCAGACAAAAGUUCUUUGAAUAGCCACAUGAAAUUACACUCUGGGCUGAAACCUUACUCUUGUGGCCUUUGCAGUUACAAUUGUUCAUUCAUAAGUAAUUUGAAUAUUCAUAUGAGACAACACACUGGGCUAAAACCUUUCUCUUGUAGCCUUUGCAGCUACAAAUGUUCAGUCAAAAGUUCUAUGAAUAUCCACAUGAGACUUCAUACUGGGCUGAAACCUUACUCUUGUAGCCUUUGCAGCUACAAAUGUUCAGUCAAAAGUUCUUUGAACACUCACAUGAAAUUACACUCUGGGCUGAAACCUUUCUCUUGUACGCUUUGCAGUUACAAAUGUUCGCUUAAAAAUUAUCUAGAUAGUCAUAUGAGACGUCACACCGGGCUGAAACCUUUCUCUUGUACUCUUUGCAGCUACAAAUGUACAUUCAAACAUUCUUUGAAUAAACACAUGAAAUUACAUACUGGGCUGAAGCCUUACUCGUGUACCCUUUGCAGCUACACAUGUCCGUUCAAAAGUUCUUUGAACAGCCACAUGAGACUUCACACUGGACUGAAACCAUACUCUUGUAACUUUUGCCUUGCGAAGUUUCGAUACAAACAAAUGUUGACAAUUCACCUCUCAACUCACACUGGCGAAAUGCCAUUUUCAUGUAACGUAUGCCAUAAAAAGUUCGCACUCAAAUGUCUUUUGACCAAACAUAAACGGGCGCACAGUGAUGUUAAAUCACAUUUCUGCGACACGAAGUUUGCACUGGAAUAUAAUUUAAUAUCUCACCGGAGGGUUCAUACUGGCGACAAAACUCACUGUUGUGAUCAAUGUGAAUUUAAAACAUCAAACAAAAGCUCUUUGAAUAGGCACAUGAAAAUACAUAAUGGCACGAAAACCCACUCAUGUGAACUUUGCAAAAAGAUGUUUGCACAAAAAUAUCUACUAGAUAAGCAUAUGUGUCUCGACAACAAUGAAAAAUUGUACUCUUGUGACAUUUGCUGUACGAAAUUUGCCAAAAAACGUUAUUUACACGCUCACGUGAGAGUGCACUCCGCCGAGAGACCACACUCUUGCACACUUUGCGACUACAAAUGUUUAACCAAAAGUUAUUUAAAGAGACACAUGAAAGUGCAUUCUCGUAAGUGAAUGACCAGCGCAGUAUGGAUCUUUGGCCACUU
Pararge aegeria (speckled wood butterfly) is the source of this 2180-nucleotide messenger RNA. Its product is annotated as zinc finger protein 260-like. Gene Ontology annotation, biological process: regulation of transcription by RNA polymerase II. Gene Ontology annotation, molecular function: DNA-binding transcription factor activity, RNA polymerase II-specific; RNA polymerase II transcription regulatory region sequence-specific DNA binding. Gene Ontology annotation, cellular component: nucleus. Bases 64 to 2148 code for a protein of 694 amino acids. The transcript has a single exon. Lineage: Eukaryota; Metazoa; Arthropoda; Insecta; Lepidoptera; Nymphalidae. The record is from RefSeq and is a predicted model, not a curated record.